This is a messenger RNA of Octodon degus (degu), 1756 nucleotides long. It is a transcript of the gene Gpr39, whose product is annotated as G protein-coupled receptor 39. Gene Ontology annotation, biological process: G protein-coupled receptor signaling pathway. Gene Ontology annotation, cellular component: membrane. The transcript has 3 exons. NCBI's taxonomy places the organism in Eukaryota, Metazoa, Chordata, Mammalia, Rodentia, Octodontidae. Bases 261 to 1625 code for a protein of 454 amino acids. The record is from RefSeq and is a predicted model, not a curated record. Gene Ontology annotation, molecular function: G protein-coupled receptor activity.
CCUCCUCUCAAAACCCCACCCCCAGCCACCUCCGGCCUCUCCCGGGGUGGAUUGCUCCAGGAAGCACCAGAAGUGCUGAAUUACUUUUGUCUAGGAGCUCAAGUGAGGGCGAGUCCUGCGUCUGGUCCUGGUCCCGCUGAGUUGCAGCCAAGAACUGCAGAGUUCUAUUGGAAGGAGAAAGGAAAGUUGAGUCUUUGGACCAGGCAGAGUGACUGUCUGUCUGUCUGUCUGUGUCAGUCUCCGUCUCCCCCUGCCCGCCCAUGGCGUCACCCAGUGGUUCCGGCAAUGACUGCUCCCAUAUCAUCGAUCAUGACCAUGUCCCCGAAUUUGAGGUGGCCACCUGGAUCAAAAUCACCCUCUUCCUGGUGUACCUGAUCAUCUUCGUGGUGGGCAUCCUGGGGAACAGCAUCACCAUCCGCGUGACCCAGGUACUGCAGAAGAAAGGCUACCUGCAGAAGGAGGUGACGGAUCACAUGGUGAGCCUGGCAUGCUCCGACAUCUUGGUCUUCCUCAUUGGGAUGCCUAUGGAGUUCUACAGCAUCAUCUGGAACCCUCUGACCACGCCCAGCUACGCGCUGUCCUGUAAGCUUCACACGUUCCUCUUCGAAACCUGCAGCUAUGCCACGCUUCUCCACGUGCUGACGCUUAGCUUUGAGCGCUAUAUUGCCAUCUGUCACCCCUUCAGGUAUAAGGCUGUGUCGGGACCCUGCCAGGUGAAACUGCUGAUUGCCUUCGUCUGGGUCACGUCUGCCCUGGUGGCAUUGCCCCUGCUUUUUGCCAUGGGAAUCGAGUACCCCCUGGUGUAUGUGCCUGCUCACCGGGGCCUCACUUGCAACCGAUCCCGUACCCGCCACUGGGAGCAGCCUGAGUUUUCCAAUAUGUCCAUCUGCACCAAUCUAUCCAGCCGCUGGACCGUGUUCCAAUCCAGCAUCUUCGGCGCGUUUGUCCUCUACCUCCUGGUCCUGCUUUCUGUGGCCUUCAUGUGCUGGAACAUGAUGAAGGUGCUCAUGAGGAGCAAGCAGGGCACCAUGGCCGGGGCCGGGCAGGCGGUGCAGCUGAGAAAAUCGGAGAGCGCCGAGAGCCGGUCUGCCAGGCGGCAGACCAUCAUCUUCCUGAGGCUGAUUGUUGUGACGUUAGCUGUGUGCUGGAUGCCAAACCAGAUCCGCAGGAUCAUGGCUGCCGCCCAGCCCAAGCACGACUGGACCAAGUCCUACUUUCGGGCCUACAUGAUCCUGCUCCCCUUCUCGGACACCUUCUUCUACCUCAGCUCGGUGGUGAACCCGCUCCUGUACAACGUGUCCUCGCAGCAGUUCCGCAGGGUGUUCCGGCAGGUGCUGCGCUGCCGCCUGACGCUGCUCCACGCCAACCAGGAGAGACGCCUGCGCGCCCAGGAUAGCUCCUGCGCCAGCAGCGCACGCGCCACCCGCAGCCCGCUCCUCCUCUUCGCUUCCCAGCGCAAUUCCUCUGCAAGGAGACCUAAUAAGGUUUUCUUGAGCACAUUUCAGAGCCAGCCCAUGCCUGAAUCGAAGCCUCAGUCUCUGAGUGAGGAGGCAGCACAGCCCAACUUGGAGAUGAAGCCAGUCAGCUCUGCCGCAGAGAAUGGUUUCCAGGAGCACGAGGUCUGAAGGUCAAGAGAAUGGGACGUGGCCCUCCCUGCCAAGCAGCGUCACCCUCACAUGAGCUGCGCCCCCCUCAGGGACAUGGGGAAGCCAGAGGCUUCUCAGCAGGCAGGCGCUCACCUUGGUGGCUGCUAAGG